Diaporthe citri is the source of this 2871-nucleotide messenger RNA. RefSeq lists its product as uncharacterized. The record is from RefSeq and is a predicted model, not a curated record. NCBI's taxonomy places the organism in Eukaryota, Fungi, Ascomycota, Sordariomycetes, Diaporthales, Diaporthaceae. The transcript is spliced from 4 exons. The coding region runs from base 1 to 2871 and encodes 956 amino acids.
AUGGCGGGGGUCCCUGAACGCAAGAAGCCGGACAUGCAACGCAAUCCAGCCGGAGAGCCAGCCAUGGCAUUGGACUUCAUAAAGCGAGCGAUCAAGUCUAGAUUAUUACCGAUCAACGAAGAUGGGGAACUUCGGCAAUUCCGAGCCGAAAUCGCGUUCCAAGGAGACCUGCGCGAGUAUGUGCGCCUCCAGGGCCAGGCAUCGGGAGAGAAGAAGAGACUGUCGAACAUCAUCAGCUUCACCUCCGCCGGCUCGAAUGUGGAUGCGCUGGCGCUUCCUACUAGCAAGUACGUAUCGGACACUUGGAAGCAGGAGGGGGUCAACCUUCUCCGGAUGAUAGAGAAGGCCUUGGAUGAUACCAAGAACCAGGGGGUUUCCGGCUUCCUGUCGCAAAAGAGCCAUGUUUCAGUCACCGUUCAUGACAAAUAUCUGUUCCUCAAGAUCAAGGGAGAAAAGGAUUCUUUCCCCACGAUUAUCGAGCAAGUGUGCUGGGUUGUCAGUGUCGCAGGCAGGACGUCCAUCUCUUUGCUUGAGAAAUACGCCAGAGAGACAAAUGGCGGAAAGAAAACACGCGGUUACGCGGAGACUCUGCAUGCCGGAAAGCCUAUUAUAACAGCCGGACCCGACGGUCGCUUCGAGGUGUCGUUUAGGCCUCGCCCUCCGGAAAUUCACGACAACCACGGCGCCGUUGCAAGAACAGGCAACUGUUGGAAGACCAUGGCUGGGCUGUCUAUCGUCGCAGAUGGUUAUAGGAUCCCAAAGAGGCCGACGCAGGGCUCUGGCCUCGAGGCUCCUUUGUCCGUCCUUCGCCAGCUAUUCAGGCGAGGCUGCCCAGGGAAACGCGUCGUGCCCUUGGACAAGCCCAUGGUCAUGAUUCCUACAGAAGUUGGCAAAGACAAUGAGGCUUGCCAGCUGCGACUGCUCAUGGCCGUCGGGGCUCAAAAGUGCACUCAGGGUAAUGCUGUCUAUUGGCAUUUUCACCCGGCAACACUCUGCAACUCGUUGGCAUCAUGCGAGCAGCUAGAGAAGGAAAUCGGUGUCAGUCCGUCGAUGCUCGACCCCCAGUCACGACAUUUUGUUGGGUGGAGCAGCAAAGCGGGGUUCUUGGCAGGCACAUCCAAGACUAACGACAUCGUCUUCAAAUCCAAGUUAACCGUCCUGGAGCACUACAAAUUAGCCAUAACAUCAGCGAGUCUGAAUUUUCGACUCCCUCUAGUCUUUUCUCUGGGCGUAACAGUCGCGACAGAAAGAGUGGACAACCCCACAUCUGCCGAAACGAUGUACUCUGAUGCCGGCUCAGCACUUCAUGCUCUCAAAUACCGUUUUUUUGUUCUCUGGGACACAAAAGACGAACGCGGCUGGCUGGUAAACGGCCCCGUCGCCGCGCUACAAGUUCUUCGCUCAUAUCUCAAGGACCGGGAGGCAAUUUUUGACUUCUCCAAAUUGAAUCACAUCAACGAUGAAACCCCCUCAGCGGCAUAUGAUUUGCUUCGUGACGAAGAGAACAUGAAAAUGGUUGUAUUCCCAAAAUCGAAGGAUGUCACAGAGAAGCCCGAAGCUGGAGAAUCAUCCGAGGAUGCCAAGGAAACCACCUUUGAACAUGUGUCCUUUAACGUCUACAAGGUUCUCCUCCAGUUGAGCAAGAUCACCAUUGAGACGAGUGGAAAGAGUGGUAACAAUAUCCCCGACUGGUUCCACACAUGGGUGGGGAAACGAUGGGAUUCCACUGUCAGGGGCUGGGACUUCACGCGCAUUUACCACAGUUACGAACCACAGGUGUUCUUGAAGAAGUUCCACACGGAUCCUGGCUGGCUUGACCUCACUAGAGGACUGCAGGCGUGCUUUCUAUUUGGACGUUCCUUUGGCGAGAUCAUGCAGCCGCGUGACGGUCAAUGCUGCCCUUACUUCAAGACACUUCCAAAGGGCGAGAAUUAUCUUGCUGUCGGUAUGAGCACCAUUCAAACGUGUGCCAAUGAUGAGGGGGCGGCAGCGGAGGCCACCGACACAGUGGCUAAACUAGCCCCCAGAGUUGCCUGGGAACGUGAUGUAAACCCCUUCAACCACACACACGGUCAAGGCGAUCAUCUGGAUAAAGUUGAUCCCAGCUGCUUCCCGGUCCAAAGGCUAGUGAAAAUCCGCGACAAUGGCAACGACGAGAAGAAAGACAAGGAUGUUUUGAGAAAGAGCAAGGGCCGGCUAUACUCGUGGAAGGAGGUUGACGAAAUGAACACGCCAGCCGAGGACAAGAACAAAAAGACCAUCGAAAAAUCGCUCAAGACUGGCGUGGUGGUGUUUGGGAGAAAGCCUGACGCAACCAAACUGAGACAGCUUGCCCAGGCCAAUGCCCCUGCCACAGUUGGCUCACUGUCCAAGACGCCCACUCAGCAGGCACAGGCCGCGGAAACGCAGCGACCAUCCAGCAGCCACAGCUUGAAAUCAAACACAUCGGCCAGGGAUCCCAGAAGUACAGGACCACCUACGAAGGGACAGCCCUCGGGUACCCCUGCUGGGCGAGCACCAAGCGUCACUAGCAUCAAGAGCACCCAUCCGAGCACUCAACGCAAAGCCCCAGAUGCUAGUCCCGGUGUUGAACGACCUCAGGCGGCAACCACCCCUCAAGCACCCCCAGCUUCGGCACAGAGAACGCCCAGCGUCAGCAGCGUCACGAGUACUGCCUCGAAAACUCACCCCAAGGCACCAUUCACUGUCACUAACGCAGGGCAAGCUCAGACCGGCCAGGAAACCCAGCAACUCCAGCGUGAGGACGACAAGUUCGGUCGACUCCAAGGCUACAGGGGGCUCAAACCGCCAGGUACCAGCCGGGCAGCCUCCCACCCCGUCUUUGAAGAAGACCAGUACCGGUUCUUCUGA